Molecule: messenger RNA, 2425 nt
Organism: Homalodisca vitripennis (glassy-winged sharpshooter)
Lineage: Eukaryota; Metazoa; Arthropoda; Insecta; Hemiptera; Cicadellidae
Gene: Arp5
Product: actin-related protein 5
Exons: 11
Coding region: 155-2161 (668 amino acids)
Biological process (GO): regulation of DNA-templated transcription
Cellular component (GO): Ino80 complex; cytoplasm
Source: RefSeq, a predicted model, not a curated record
UUUGACGUUUGUGGUUAUAUGUUUUGAAACUAGUUGUACUAUCCUUCAAUAUAAUAUAUUCUAAGGCUACUGUUUAACGCCAUAUCUUCAAAUGAUCUAUUUUUAGUAGUUAAAGUAAGUUUUUCAGGUAAAUGUUAAGAAAAAAUUGGUUACAAUGGAAAUAUUGGAGUUAAAGGACAUCAAAACAGUUCCAGAUCCAAUCCAUCAGUAUCCAAAAUAUGCCAGAGAAGGAGAUGUCCCAAUUGUUAUAGAUAAUGGUUCUUAUAAUUGUCGAAUUGGAUGGGCAGUUUCAGAAAGUCCUCUGUUGAUAUUUAAAAACUUAAUUGCAAAGCCCAGGAAAGAGAGGGGCAAAAAAGAUGGAGAGACUCAAGUCGGAAAUGACAUUGUGAACAUUGAAGCAGUAAGAUUUCAACUUAAAACUCAGUUUGAUCGUAAUGUUGUGACACAUAUUGAUGUUCAAGAACAAAUUUUUGAUUACACUUUCUUCCAUUUGGGCAUUGACACUGAAGGUUACGUCAACCAUCCUAUUGUGCUUACUGAGGCAGUCCUCAACCCCAACUACAGUAGAAUGUUGAUGUCAGAGCUGUUGUUCGAGUGUUACCACGUCCCAGGGGUGGCUUACGGAGUGGACUGUCUGUACAGUCUUAGCCGCAAUGGGCUGCGGGAGGGGUCGAGCCUUGUAGUGAGUCUGGGUUACCAGAGCACUCACGUGCUGCCGGUUCUUGAUGGAACAGUUGACUGGGCACGUGCACGCAGGCUCGAUGUCGGAGGUUCCCACAUUACCGCCUACCUCCACCGUCUGCUGCAGCUGAAGUACCCAGCACACUUCGCCGCCAUCACACUCAGCAGGGCCGAGGAACUGCUACAUGAACACUGUUACAUUGCCAAAGAUUAUGGUGAGGACUUGAACAACUGGAGCUGUGAGGAACACUAUGAGCAGCAUGUUCGCAGGAUACAAUUACCGUACUCAGUGGGCCUGAGCACAGAGCAGCAACGGGAACGGAGGAAAGAACUGGCUCGGAGACUAAUGGAGAUCAAUGCCCGUAAACGGGAGCAAAAAUUGGCAGAAGACGAGGAGCAACUCAAUCAGCUAUUAGCUGUCCAAGAAAUGGCUGACGAAGGAAAUGAGCAAGAGUUACAGAGAGCUUUAAAACUCUUCAACCUAUCUUCACCUGAUGACUUACAGAAGCUUGUAGAUCAGGUCCAAGUUAGGAUUGAGCGAACUAGACAGAAAAUAGUGACUGCUAACACUGCAGAAGAGUCUAAUAUUGAACAGGAACCAAAGCCAAAAGUGAGCAAGUAUGUUACAACACCAAGAGAUGAAGAGGAUCUCCAACAGUGGGUAGUUGGAAUAAAAAAGAAGAGGCAAGAGCUUUUAGAACGAAGAAAUGCACGUCGUCAGAGACGACAAGAUAUGGCUCGAAGACGAACAGUUGCUGCCCAGGAACGUAUGCGGUUAAUUAAUCAGUUGGCUCGCAAAGAAAAAAAAGAUGAUGACUUUGGGAUGAGAGAUGAAGAUUGGGAUGUAUACAAAGCCAUAAACAAGGAGGGAGGAGAUACAGAUAGUGACGAAGAGACUGAGAAGUUGUUAGAACUUGAAGAGAUACUGAGGUGUCAUGACCCGAUGUUUGAAGGGAACAAUGAUCAGUCUGCCACUCCUGGAGAGGCCCACCAGCUGCACGUUGGCGUGGAGAGAGUGCGAGCUGCAGAAGUGCUGUUUCAACCAUCCAUGAUAGGCUCUCAUCAGGCAGGACUAGCAGAGACUAUCCAGUUUGUGCUGAAGUGCUAUGAUGAACCCACAGCUAACGCAUUGGUUAGCACAGUUUUCCUCACCGGUAGCUGUGCUCUAAUACCUGGUCUUUCCGACAGAAUCGUCAAGGAACUGAGAGAAAUGAGACCGUUUAAGUCUAAGUUUUCUGUACAAAUAGCUUCGGACCCGGCUUUAGACGCUUGGAUGGGUGCCAGGGAUUUUGCACUUGAUCCUGAUGUUCUAGACAAUUGCAUUUCACGGCAAGAAUAUUUAGAUAAAGGUGGUGAAUACCUGAAAGAACACAGGACUUCAAAUAUGUACUGUCCAUCGCCAGUUCCUUUGAAACUGGUUGAUACCAUCAAUAUUUCAACUGCAGUUGUACAGGAAGAAAUAGAAGUAGAUAUAAUGUAGUAUUAUGAAUCAUUCUAUCAUUGUAAAAUGUAUUUUGUUAAUUGACAGGGAAAUCAGUAGGCCCGUCUUGACAACUUCCUUCUAGGGUCCACCUAUUUAAAAGAAACACAUAAAAGCACACCUAUUUAGAAAUUUUCGAUUGCAGUGCUAGUUCCUAGGCUGAUUUUCGUAUCAAUUAACAAAUUCUUGGUUUUUAGCCCUUAAUUUUAAUGUAAAGGUAAAAGGUCAGGUAUUUAUUAUGAAUUAAAGACGAACUGAGAUUGA